This is a messenger RNA of Caenorhabditis elegans, 5561 nucleotides long. It is a transcript of the gene chd-3, whose product is annotated as Chromodomain-helicase-DNA-binding protein 3 homolog. Bases 19 to 5382 code for a protein of 1787 amino acids. Gene Ontology annotation, cellular component: nucleus. Gene Ontology annotation, biological process: negative regulation of vulval development; chromatin remodeling. Gene Ontology annotation, molecular function: DNA binding; ATP hydrolysis activity; ATP binding. The record is from RefSeq and is marked reviewed. The transcript has 8 exons. Lineage: Eukaryota; Metazoa; Nematoda; Chromadorea; Rhabditida; Rhabditidae.
UAAUUCCCAUAAAGAACAAUGUCAGACGAUCAACACGAAUCAAUCGACGGUGAUGAGACAAUGGAGGAGGAUUCCAUGCUAGCAGAAGGUCAUGAGGAUGGAGAAGAAGAUGUCGGCGAAGAUGAGGAGGAGGUGGAAACUGAAGAAUCUCAGGGAGUUCCGACCACUUCUGAGAAGAAAAAACCACCACCAAAAAAGAAGAAGGGCGGAAAGAAAUCUUCGAAAAAGAAAAACAACUGUGAUUACCCGGAUCCGUAUAAGUCGACAAGCGCAGAAAUCAGUGCAGCAAUAGGAUUGACCGACGUUGAUGUGGACUAUGAGCAGGAGGAAUUUCAGUCGAUUACCAAUUUGAAAAACUUUUCGAGUCUUGUCAAGCCAUACAUUUUAAAAGUGAAUCCCGGCACAAACGUCACAAAGAUGUACCCUCUAUUUCAAGUAAAAUACAAAGAAUUUCAAGAUCACAUGACAGCACACGGCAAAUCAAUUCAAAAGCAACAAAGAGCGAAGUUUGUUCCGGUACCCGUUCCGGUGACACCUCAAGAGAAGAUCAUUCCACAGAAGACUCGUUCUUCUGCUCGCAGAAAGCGUCGUGACGGAUCAGAUGGUGAAGGUGGCGGUCACGACAGUGAUCAGGAGUUUGAGGCCUUGAUCAAACAACAUGAAAAGCAACAAGAUGAAGCUGAGAAGGGGAAAGAAGAAGCUCGCAUUAAUCGGGCUGCAGCAAAAGUGGACAAACGUAAGGCCGCAUUGGAAUCGGCUCGAGCAUCGAAACGAGCACGUAAAGAGCAAGGAGUGGUGGAAGAAAACCAUCAAGAGAACUGUGAAGUUUGCAAUCAAGAUGGCGAGCUUAUGCUCUGUGAUACUUGUACUCGUGCAUACCACGUUGCAUGCAUUGAUGAGAACAUGGAGCAGCCACCAGAAGGAGAUUGGAGCUGUCCCCAUUGUGAAGAGCACGGUCCGGAUGUUUUGAUAGUUGAAGAAGAACCAGCUAAGGCAAACAUGGACUAUUGUCGAAUUUGCAAAGAAACCUCAAAUAUUCUUCUAUGCGACACCUGUCCAAGCUCUUAUCACGCCUAUUGCAUUGAUCCUCCACUUACCGAAAUUCCCGAAGGCGAAUGGUCCUGUCCGCGUUGCAUUAUUCCCGAGCCGGCUCAAAGAAUUGAGAAGAUUCUCAGUUGGAGAUGGAAGGAAAUCAGCUAUCCGGAGCCAUUGGAAUGUAAAGAAGGAGAGGAAGCAAGCAAAGACGACGUGUUCCUUAAACCUCCCCGCAAAAUGGAGCCUCGUCGAGAGCGGGAGUUCUUUGUCAAGUGGAAGUAUUUGGCUUACUGGCAGUGCGAGUGGCUUUCGGAGACGUUGAUGGAUGUCUACUUCACAGCGCUUGUUCGCAUGUACUGGCGGAAAGUCGAUUCCGAGAAUCCACCGAUUUUCGAGGAGUCUACACUCUCACGCCAUCAUUCCGAUCAUGAUCCAUACAAACUACGCGAGCGUUUCUACCAAUAUGGUGUUAAGCCUGAAUGGAUGCAAAUUCAUCGUAUUAUCAAUCACUUGUCAUAUGCAAAGUCUCAACAAGACUACCUAGUCAAGUGGAAGGAGCUAUCUUAUGAGCACGCGACCUGGGAAAGAGAUGAUACGGAUAUUGCCAACUAUGAAGAUGCGAUCAUCAAGUAUUGGCAUCACAGAGAACGCAUGCUGAACGACGAAGUUCCUAGAAAUGUGCAGAAGAUGAUUGCUAAGCAGCGUGAAGCUAAGGGACUGGGACCUAAGGAGGAUGAAGUCACCUCGAGAAGAAAGAAACGAGAAAAAAUUGAUAUCCUCAAAAAAUACGAAGUGCAACCAGACUUUAUUUCGGAAACUGGGGGAAAUCUUCAUCCAUACCAAUUGGAAGGAAUCAACUGGCUGCGACAUUGUUGGUCGAAUGGAACUGAUGCCAUUCUUGCCGACGAAAUGGGUCUCGGAAAAACCGUCCAAUCUCUGACAUUCCUGUACACACUCAUGAAAGAAGGGCAUACCAAGGGGCCAUUCCUCAUUGCUGCUCCACUGUCUACUAUCAUCAAUUGGGAACGUGAAGCCGAGCUUUGGUGUCCAGACUUCUACGUCGUUACCUAUGUUGGAGAUCGUGAAUCGCGCAUGGUCAUUCGUGAGCAUGAGUUUUCAUUUGUGGAUGGAGCCGUCAGAGGAGGGCCAAAAGUUUCCAAGAUUAAGACAUUGGAAAACUUGAAAUUCCACGUUCUUCUCACUUCAUAUGAAUGUAUUAAUAUGGAUAAGGCAAUUCUUUCAUCCAUUGACUGGGCUGCACUAGUCGUUGAUGAAGCUCAUCGUUUGAAAAAUAAUCAAUCGACAUUCUUCAAAAACCUCAGAGAAUACAACAUUCAGUACCGUGUGCUUCUCACUGGAACUCCACUUCAAAACAAUUUAGAGGAGCUGUUUCAUCUUCUCAAUUUCCUCGCACCAGACCGCUUUAACCAGCUUGAAAGCUUCACAGCAGAGUUUUCCGAAAUCUCCAAAGAAGAUCAAAUUGAGAAACUUCACAACCUGCUCGGCCCACACAUGCUUCGUCGUCUUAAAGCUGACGUCCUUACUGGAAUGCCAUCCAAGCAAGAGUUGAUUGUCCGUGUAGAGCUCAGUGCGAUGCAGAAGAAAUACUACAAGAACAUUCUCACUCGCAAUUUUGACGCGUUGAAUGUGAAGAAUGGUGGAACCCAGAUGUCGUUGAUCAACAUCAUUAUGGAACUUAAAAAAUGCUGCAACCAUCCGUAUCUCUUUAUGAAAGCGUGUUUGGAAGCUCCAAAACUUAAAAAUGGAAUGUACGAGGGAAGUGCGCUUAUCAAAAAUGCCGGAAAAUUUGUCCUUCUGCAAAAAAUGUUGCGAAAGCUGAAGGAUGGAGGUCAUCGCGUGCUGAUCUUUUCACAGAUGACGAUGAUGUUGGAUAUUCUUGAAGACUUUUGUGAUGUUGAAGGUUACAAGUAUGAACGUAUUGAUGGAAGUAUCACUGGUCAACAGAGACAAGACGCAAUCGAUAGAUAUAAUGCUCCGGGAGCGAAACAGUUUGUCUUCUUGCUCUCUACUCGUGCUGGAGGAUUGGGUAUCAACUUGGCUACUGCUGAUACUGUCAUCAUUUAUGACUCUGACUGGAAUCCUCACAAUGAUAUCCAAGCUUUCUCACGUGCUCACCGUCUUGGUCAGAAACACAAAGUAAUGAUUUACCGCUUUGUCACAAAAGGAUCAGUUGAAGAAAGAAUCACAUCAGUUGCCAAGAAAAAGAUGCUUCUCACUCACUUGGUAGUCCGUGCUGGUCUGGGAGCUAAAGAUGGGAAGAGCAUGAGCAAAACUGAACUUGACGACGUUCUACGUUGGGGUACCGAAGAGCUUUUCAAAGAAGAAGAAGCUCCAGUUGAGGGUGCAGACGGAGAGGGAACCAGUUCUAAAAAGCCGAACGAACAAGAAAUUGUUUGGGAUGACGCUGCAGUCGAUUUCCUGUUGGACCGAAACAAGGAGGAAGAAGGUCAGGACGGUGAAAAGAAGGAACAUUGGACUAAUGAAUAUUUGAGCUCUUUCAAAGUAGCCACUUAUAAUACGAAAGAAGCAGACGACGCAGAUGAUGAUGAAGAUGAGACAGAAGUCAUCAAAGAGGGAACGGAAGAGCAAGAUCCAAACUAUUGGGAGAAGUUGCUCAAGCAUCAUUAUGAACAAGACCAAGAAACUGAGCUACAGAAGUUGGGAAAAGGAAAGCGAGUACGUCGCCAGGUCAAUUAUGCCAGUGAAAAUAUGGGACAAGACUGGUCUGCUCAAAAUAACCAACAACAAGAGGAAGAUGACGGCUCAGAAUACGGAUCCGACAAUGGGGAACUACUCCAAACUGACGAAGACUAUGAGGAAAGGCGCCGACGUCGCGAGGAACGAUCCGAAAAGCUUCCACCACUCCUUGCCAAGGUCAAUGGCCAAAUUGAGGUUCUCGGAUUCAACCCACGUCAACGAAAAGCCUUUUACAAUGCUGUCAUGCGUUGGGGAAUGCCACCACAAGACCUCACCCAAUCAUCAUGGCAAGUUCGAGAUCUCAGGAACAAAUCGGAAAAAGUGUUCAAGGCGUACUCAUCCCUCUUCAUGCGCCAUCUGUGUGAGCCGGUUGUGGAUAACAGUGACUCUUUUAUGGAUGGUGUUCCACGUGAAGGUCUCAAUCGUCAAGCGGUUCUGAGUCGUAUCGGCUUGAUGUCGAUUCUGCGCAAAAAAGUGCAAGAGUUUGAAAAAUUCAAUGGAGAAUGGUCAAUGCCAGAGACACGUGAAAAGAUGUUGGCCACCGCAGCUCAAGCAUCAGUUUCGAAUUUACCUGGAAUGAUUAAGAUCAAAGAAGAGCCAAUUGAUAUUGAUGAGACUCCGAUGGAUGUUGAUCAGUCCAAUAUAACUAAAACAGAAGAACUUGCCAGUGAAGUGAAAGUCGAGGAGGAACCCAAAGCUCCUCGUUUACCAUACAAAUUUAAUAUUUGCGAUGGAGGAUACACUGAGCUUCAUAGUCUUUGGAUUAAUGAAGAGAAGGUGGCUCGCAAUGGAAAAGAGUAUGAGAUUUGGCAUCGCCGGCACGAUUUCUGGCUUUUGGCAGCUGUGGCAGUCUAUGGCUACGGACGUUAUCAAAUUAACUUCCAAGAUAUUAUGAAUGAUCCGAAAUUUUCGAUUGUAAAUGAGCCAUUCAAACAAACUGGUGCAGAUCCUGCCACUAAUUUUGCUGACGUGAAGAACAAGUUUUUGGCUCGUCGUUUCAAACUUCUCGAGCAAUCACUGGUCAUUGAAGAACAACUUCGUCGUGCAGCUCACAUCAACAAACAACAGUCUCCUGACCAAGUUGGCCAAUUGGCUCAGCAUUUCUCGGAGCUGGAGCACACUGCUGAUGCUCACGUCAAUAUUGCAAGAGAAAGCAACAAUGGAAACAGAAAUGCUAACGCGAUUCUUCACAAGUGCCUUGCCCAACUCGAUGAUUUGCUUUCCGACUUGAAAACCGACGUUGCAAGACUGCCAGCAACAAUCUCUCAAGUUCGGCCAGUCACCGAAAGACUUCAAAUGAGUGAACGACAAAUUCUAUCGCGCUUAGUAGUCGCCAAGGAUCCCGAUGCUGCUCCAAGCAAGCCAGCACUCCCACCAAGCGGACCAUUCAUCACACCUUUGUUCAAUCAAAACUUCACCACUAUCCAGCCAAAGUUUCCUUCUCUAUUUGACUGUAAUUUGUCGCCUGAUGAUGAACCUAUUGAUAUUGAAGGAUCAAUAUCUGCAGCUGUCGCCGAGGCAUCCCGAGCAUCAUCAAUUGCUGCAACGAAGGAUGAGCCAAUGGAUACAUCUGACAAGGAUAUUCCCUCAACGUCAGCAGCUGCUGGUUCGUCCUAUCCGAGAUAUUAAGCCACGUGGAUUUUAACUUUGGAAUAACCGUGAAUAAUUGUCAUUUUUCUUGUUUACUUAAAAUGUUCGGUCUCUUCUCAUUUUUCAUUUGUCAUUGUCGUCAAAAUUCAUGUUUUGCCGAUUUUUGUAUAAUCAUUCAUUGAAAACUCUUUGUAUCGCACAUAAACAUUGAUAUUUCG